UUCAUGGUGGUCGAAUGAACGGUUUAUUGUGUCUGUAAAUUUAUUUUGCUGUUUUUUCCCGGACAAGAUCGCGCGAUCUUUGAUAUAAAGUGAGGCGGGGAUUAUUGAUAAGUGUUGUCGUUGCUGCGUCGUCGGGUUUUAUGCCUCUAGUUGCAGACAAGGGAGACUUAACUAGGUUUUAAACAACAUUAUUCAAAAAUGAAGGUGAAGGAAAUUGCCAGAACAGCGAAUAUUGCAUGGAGUCCUGCAUCCCAUCAUCCAAUAUAUCUUGCAGCAGGAACUGCAGCACAGCAACUAGAUGCCACAUUUAGCACCACAGCAGCCUUGGAGAUUUUUGCUCUUGAUCUUACAAGCGGUGACAGAGAAAUGCCUGUGAAAGGCAAACUUUCUUCUGAGCACAGGUUCAAUAAAUUAGUCUGGGGUACAUAUGGUAUGGAGAAAGAAGAAACACCCAACGGGAUAUUGGUUGGUGGAACCGACAGUGGUGAUUUGGUUAUGUGGAAUCCUUUGAAAAUACUGAAUGGAGAGAUAGAAGAUGCGGUCUUGUUUCAAAGUGAUAAACAUACAGGUGCUGUGCAAGCGCUGGAUCUCAAUCCAUUUCAACCAAACCUCAUUGCCUCAGGUGCUUCUGAUUCUGAAAUCUACGUGUGGGAUCUUAAAUCCCCAGACAAUCCCCACUCACCUGGAGCUAAAUCACUCCCCCCUGAUAAUAUAAGUUGUCUGGGAUGGAACAGACAAGUUACGCAUAUCCUUGCGUCAACAUCACCCUGCGGACGCUGUGUAGUGUGGGACCUGAGGAAAAACGAGCCCAUUAUUAAAGUCAGCGACCAAGGAUCCAUGGCUCGUUUGAAAGCUAUAGAAUGGCAUCCAGAAGUGGCAACGCAGAUGGUUCUCGCUUCUGAAGACGAUAGAUGUCCUGUCAUUCAGAUGUGGGAUCUUAGAUACGCAACAUCGCCAAUGAAAGUACUCGAGAGACAUCAAAGAGGUGUUCUGUCAAUCGCUUGGUGUCCACAGGACCCUGAACUUCUCAUGAGUUGUGGCAAGGAUAGCCGAAUUCUUUGUUGGAACCCCAGCAGCAAUGAUCCACGAGGAGAGGUUGUGUACGAGUUACCAUGCCCUGCUCAAUGGAGUUUUGACGUGAAAUGGUGUCCACGAAACCCGAAUAUGAUUUCUACACCUUCUUUUGACGGCCACAUUAGUGUUUACUCCCUGAUGGGUGGUGGUGUUGCUGAUCACAGUGGAAUUGACCAGAAGAUGGUGAAUGAUGCAUUCAAUAUUAAUGAUCCGUUCGCAAGCUCAGUUCAACACCAACCUUCGGAACAGGUUCCUGUAGCCGCAACUCUCAAGAAACCACCGAAGUGGCUGAGAAGACCCUGCGGUGCUUCAUUUGGGUUUGGCGGCAAGUUGAUUUCCUUUGGAAAGACAGCUGAGGCGCCGAUUUCUAAGGUCAAUGUAAGUCAGGUGGUAACAGAAGAAGAUCUCGUCAACCGAUCAAAUUUAUUGGAGGGGGCUCUGGCAUCAGCAAGUUUUGCUGAGUUUUGUCGUACUAAGAUUGAGAGCGGUUCCGAGGGUCUCGAUUCUACUCUGUGGAAUUUCUUGAAGGUGAAUUUCGAAGGCGAGCCGAGAAAACAGUUUCUCACGUUAUUGGGUUACGACCCAAACAACUUGGCUAAAAAGAUUGCUGCCAAAAUGGGAGACAUGCCCUCAACAACUCAGGGUGUUGAUGCAGCAGUACUCGCUCAAAAAAUAAAACACUUGCAAUUACCGAGCUCCACCGGUGAAAGUGGAAGUAGUGACAGUGCCGAUAUAUUUUCUGGUGGAGCGUUGACACCUUCUGUACCGGAUGAUCAAGCAAAGACUCCUGUGACCGAUGGAAUGGAUGCAAGUCUUGUGUUCGACGCUAUUUCAUCAGGAACAUUAGACACUUCAGGUGAUGGCGGUGAAAUACGAAUCACAACACCAUUUUCUAUCCCAACAGACGAUGAGAGUGAUGGUUUGAUCAGUCAGGCUUUGUUGACGGGAAAUUUCGAAGCUGCUGUCGAAGUCUGCUUCCACUGUGAUAGAAUGGCUGAUGCAUUCCUCUUGGCAAUAGCUGGUGGACCCGAAUUGCUAAAAAAAACUCAACAAUUGUAUUUCCAAAAGAAGAAAACCAACCUCAAACGAUUAAUGUCAGUCGUUGUGAACCGUGAUUGGCCAGACGUCGUGAAGAGCUGUAGUCUUGAGAACUGGCGCGAAGCACUCGCCAUCUUGGUGACGUAUGCAAAACCUGAGGAGUUUGCUCCUCUCUGCGAUCUCUUAGGUCAGCGGCUGGAGGCUCAGCAGGACGAGAAUAAUGCUAAUGCUAUGGUGUGUUAUAUCUGCGCAGGAAACGUCGAGAAAUUUGUCUCGUGCUGGUCUAAAACGAUGCCGUCUGAACCUUCCCCUCUGGAACUUCAGAAUCUUAUUGAGAAAGUGAUGAUAUUAAAGAAAGCUGUUGAGAAGGAACGACGUCAAGUGGUGCAGGCCACAAACUCCAACGUUUCGGAAAUGUUAUGUAAAUAUGCUGGUAUUUUGGCAUCUCAAGGAAGUGUUGAGAUUGCGAUGGAGUACUUAAUGGCAGCUAACGAUCAGGAAGAUGUGGCUAUACUUAGAGACCGGUUGUACCACGCUCAGUAUCCCAGUCAUGUGACGUCAUCCAUCAAACCUCCCUCAUUCCCCUUCCCUCGCGUUGAUGUCAAAGCUGCGCCUGCAGUCCAACCCGAGCAACAACCAACUCAAGCUCAGUCAAGCUUUGCACCACCCCAAGCACAAGAAAAUGCUGGUGGACAACAACCAUCUCAAGGUUCAGGCUUUUAUAACCCUGGUAGCUACAAUCCUACCCAGGUGCCUCCAUCACAUGCGCCGAUUUCGUUACCAGGGCAGCACCAGUUCCCGCCUACGCCAUAUUACCAUGGUAACCAACCUCCUUCCCAGGCCAAUGUUGGAUAUCCAUCCCAGCCGAACCCAUCCUACGGAGGAAAUCCUCCACCUAUUUCUCAAGGUGCAGCCCCAAUGAGUAAUCAAUCUCCCUCCCCUGUCCGCUACAAUGCUCCCCCACCGCCCGCUCCUGGUUCACAAACAGGUUAUCCCAGCACUGCCCCUAUUCCAGGAUACGGUAUGUCAAACACCCCAGGCGCUCCUAACUCCUACCCACCACCGCAACCAGGACAGCUAAAUCAGCCUCAUGCAGAAUAUUCACCUCCUACGUCAACGUGGUCAGCGGAUGGCACUCACGCAAUCGCCAAGAAACAUCAGCCAACACACUAUACACCACCAGCACCAAUAACCAUGCCAAUAUUUAAUUCUGCCGAACAGCAACCAGGUCAAACAGGCAACCCUGCAGGUGGUGCGACCUCAAUGGUUCCUCCGGGUAGCGGUGUACCCCCUGGUGCUCCGGGUCCAGUUCAGAAUACCCCGGUAGAGAAAGAGCCAGAACCAGUGAAGGAAGUUAUAAAAGGUCCUAUCCCAGCCGAACAUAUUUCGUUACAAGAGGCCUUUGAUGGUUUGAUCGCCAAGUGUAGAGGAACUGCAAUGAACCAGCAAACGAAGAAGAAACUUGACGAUGUCACGAAGAAACUUGGAGCUCUUUAUGAUAAACUUAGAGAGCAGAAGCUUUCACCUUCAAUUUUGGAUGGUUUACAUAAAAUAGCCCAAGCUUGCCAAGCAGCAGAUUAUGCCAAUGGUUAUCAAGCAUAUACAAAUUUAAUAUCCAGUGGCAGUUUUUCAGAGAUCAGCACGUUUAUGCCUGGAAUUAAAACUUUAAUGCAGGUCGCCACACAAUUGAGAGUGUGAACGUUAGGUCAUUAAAAAUUUAUUUGAAUUACUGAAGAUAUUUUAUUAUACUGGAAGCUAACUUAGGUAUAACGAAUACAUGCAAUGGCUAAUAAAUGUCACUUUACAUA
Dendronephthya gigantea is the source of this 3920-nucleotide messenger RNA. RefSeq names its product protein transport protein Sec31A-like. The coding region runs from base 199 to 3810 and encodes 1203 amino acids. Gene Ontology annotation, cellular component: endoplasmic reticulum exit site; COPII vesicle coat. Lineage: Eukaryota; Metazoa; Cnidaria; Anthozoa; Malacalcyonacea; Nephtheidae. Gene Ontology annotation, molecular function: structural molecule activity; protein binding. The record is from RefSeq and is a predicted model, not a curated record. The transcript is spliced from 35 exons. Gene Ontology annotation, biological process: intracellular protein transport; endoplasmic reticulum organization; COPII-coated vesicle cargo loading.